ACAACAUUAUAUCGACAAAAGCAGUGUUAUUCAUAGUGUUAUUUGCUAAUCGGCGCUAAACGGUGCUUAAAAGCCAUCAUGUUGUUUCCUAGCACAAACAUUCGUCUUGUCAGUCCAACCGUUCAGAUUAACUGAACCGAUGGCCUCCUGGAUAACUCCUUACGUUGCAACCACUAAGUCAGUUAAACUGUAAUUCUGUUAUAAAUUGCAAAAAUGCUUCAGUUUUAACGUAGCUGCACUUGAAGCAGCCACGUUAACGCCAUCCAGGUGAAAUUAGCAGGCUGCAAUGGCUCCUGUGAAAUUUGUUAUUAAGUGUGGGAACUUUGCUGUGCUGGUGGAUCUUCACGUUCUGCCCCUAGGCGGCCAAGAGGACGCCAGCUGGUUUACUACUGGCCACAUCGAGGAAGUCACGGCCCUGGUCCAAGAUACUGUGGACCAGAGGGUUAAGCAGUACUCAGAAUCCCUCCGAAAUAGAAGACAACCCAAACAGAAGAAGGAGCCGGCACCUGCUUCAACCUUUAUUCUGAAAGGGAAAAAUGUCAACCUAGUUGGCCAUUUUCUGAAGCGGCACUUUAACCUCAGAUGUAUUUCCAAGCAGCACUAUGGAGAUUUGCGUGUGUUUCCUGAACGCUAUGUUGUGUGUGUGAACUGUCCAGAGGAUGCCUCAGCACACCAUGGAAACCCGAGCCUGGCCGCAACUGAGCUGAGUGAACAAAGCAGAUCGGAAUAUUUUUCCAAAGUGGGAGAAACUCAAGAACCUUUUAACAGCCCUGCAAAAACAAAGAAGACUGUGCUUCAAAAGAUAGCCAAACAGGCUAGUGUCCAGCGAGAGUGCUAUGGCUCUGGUACAGGGGAGCAGCAGAUUGACCAUUGGGCCUGUCCCAAAAACCAGACAGAGGAACUUAGUGCUGAAGAGUCAGAACUGGGUUCAAAGGAGACUGUGUCCAGCUCUGGACAGAAAGCUCUCAAGGUGCCUUUCGCCCCUGCGUUAGAUGAAGUUGUGGGCCAGAUUGUGACUGCUCUGCAGCUGGGCCCGACCCUGAAGCAGCAGAGCGAGAGCAGUCCUCCAGACAGCAUCAACCCAAAUGGGGCCUCAGUAGUUUUCAGCCAACAUGAAAUCAGUCAGGAGACCCGCAAGAGGUGCAAGCUGAGCAGUGUAGGGGAAGACCCUCACCCGCAGAGGGCCAAGAGGACGUGCCUUGGAAGACCUCCAGCCACAGUUCAAACUCACUCCACCGAGUGGUCCACGCAAACAUCCAAGCAUGACCUUCCUCCAGCCGAAGCCAAGGCAGAGUCCAAGGCUUUCCCAGUCUCCGAAUGCAAGAAAACCACACUGGAAGUAGAGCUGCUUACUCUAGGGAAACGGGCCCAGAGGCUCCCCCUCACAAGCAAUAACACGGCACAGACAAACCAAAACAGGCUGGCCGCAAGUCUGAGAGGCCUAUCUGUCAAGCCUGCAUCCUCAGGCUCCUCUAUUAGUUCCAGAUCCACACUCAGAGAGGAGGGGAGUGAAAAUGUGCCCAGAACCUCGAGAUUACGACGACUGAAGAAGUCCUGAGGGGGAGAGACAAGUUACGGUAAAGAUGCUUGACGCCACAAAGAUAGAGAUGAUUUUGUGUUAGACUACAUGUUUACCCCAUGCAGUCACCACAGAUGACAUGCAUUUGUACACGUGUCACAAUUUACUACAAUAUCUAUUGUUUUCACAUAUGUUGUGCAUACAGCUUCACAGACACACAAACACACAGGUCAAAUACUGAACAUAUUGUGGCAAUUGAUACAUGAGCGUUUGAGUUACGCUUUGUCAAAUACUUGAAACAGACUUUGCCUCCACCCAUAAGUAGUGGUGGUCAAGAGAGGCUCGCAAAUGAAAGUCAAAAACCUUUAAUUGGAGUUUAGAUUUGGUUUUGUGUUAAAGAUUGGGGAUUUCAGACAGGCAGGAGCCAUGCAGUACGUCAUGGCUUUCAGUCUGAAAUACUGGCUCCUACGUGUCUGAAAACUGUCCAGCUUCCCCACUGAAGCUCUUGUGUGAUUGAUUGCUCUUUCCAGAUUUAUUUCAUCACCUCAUUCUCAAAAAUGUACUCUUGUAGUUAGAUUUCAUUCAUAUACAAUUUUCAAUACUUAGUUGCUAAGCACCUUUACUGUAUCUUUAAAUUUGUGGGUAUUGUGUAGCUUUUAAAAUGAACUUGAUCCAAAUAUGUGUGGGUGUAUGAGCAGUUUUGAAAUAUUAGUGGUUUUAUUUGGAAAUAGUAGGACGUAUACAGUAUCACAGGUUAAAAUGUAGCUGCUGUCAUCACUCCGUGUUCUCUCUGGGCCAGGGAGAACAUGGAGCAACAAGGGGACAACAGUCACUUUUGUAAAGCCCAAGACAUUCCAUUGCAUGACAUGAUAUUGCCUUAUUUAUAUUUUUAAUUUACUGGAAAGACAUUUUAUUACUUAAAUAAAUUUGUUUUUGCCAGGAAAAAAAAAUGCUUUGAAUCUUUGUGGAAGGAUGCAAAUAGGCUGAUAAUUUUUUUUGCAUGAAAUAACGUACAUGUCUGCACAUUGUUUUGUUCACACACAGUCCAGACUGGCUGAUGCACAUGGCAGUCUGACAGUGAAAGUCUGUCCAACAACAGUGAUCUUAACAAACCAGCGCUUCUCUGUUCCCAUUCCCUGUCAGGGUUGUAACCUGAGAUGACAAGCUGAAGCCAGUUCUUAUCAAGACAGACACAUUAUGGUGGAUGAGUGAAACUGACCCAGUUCUUUUAAGUACUAAUAUGUUUAAGGUUUUUCUCAAGAGGUGUUGAUAAUCUUUCGUCUUGACUUUAAUCCUUUUAAACAGAUUCUGGAGAGGAAUAAGUCUUAAAAUCACUUCAGCUCUACAAUAUAGGCUUCUCCAGGCCUAGUCUGAAAGGUUUUAGUUAAGCCUGCUACUUAAACCAGACCAACAAGGGCAACAUUGUCUGAGGAUCAUGACUAGUGAGGGCAUUUUUGUCUCCAGGAUCGACUUAAUACGACGAUGUCUUGCUACAACGUAAUUAGCUGUAAACACAUUUGGACUGAGACCUUCCGCAAGUCUAUGAUGUCUCUCCAGCAGCGGUUCCCACGCCAGCUGCAUGAGAAGUCUUUCAUAUGCUCUGACAUGUUUGGCUUGAUGCAUCACAGACAGACUCUUCACUCGCUCUCCAGAACCAAGACAACUUUAAUUCUCUUUUCAUACAAAAUAUUUAAUAAAUAUGACUUUCAAAAAUAUAUUGCCAGAUCAACACAAAAUUCUCAAGUUCAUAACACAAAGUCAAAAAUAGGACAAAAUGUUGCCAUGAUCUCAAAGGGUUAACAAAUGAGAUAAAACAUGUUUGUCUUUAAGAGCCUCAUUAAGAAAAAAAAGAAAAUGUGCACAGAAACAAAGCAGAUUCUUGCCAAGCAAGGCAGUGUAUUUCAUCUGAUUCUACAGUGUUCCCAUUGCCCCCCUACUGUUCAAGUACUCAUGGUCUAGCUUAUGAUAUUAUGCUGACUAAAGCAGAUGGGAAUUCUGGCGUGUCAUAUUGAUGUGAUUUGCCUCGCAAGCUGGUGAAUUUUUACAGUCUUUGAAAUGUGUCAAUGGGUUAAACUGAAGCUGGUGAAGGAUUUUUGUUCCCUUAAGUAUUAAUCCAUUAGUGGCAAGCAAUAUGUCUGCCACCAUGUCCAUCCCUCGCAGCAGCCGUGAUCUUUCAUCGUCUUAACCUCACUUGCCUUCUAUCAAGGUCCUGGCAACAAAUAAUGAAAUGUCAAAUGUGUGAGGAGAAAAAAAAAAGUUUUUCUUUCAGGCAAAAAGUGCCCAUCCUUUGUCCUCUUUGAAAUUUGGCUUUUAUAGAAUGCGUUGGAAAAAAAAAAGUCAUUGAAAGAAAUGGUAGGCUUCCACAGCUGUCAAAACCUUCAAA
Scatophagus argus is the source of this 3902-nucleotide messenger RNA. RefSeq names its product SLX4 interacting protein (gene slx4ip). Bases 287 to 1558 code for a protein of 423 amino acids. The transcript has 8 exons. NCBI's taxonomy places the organism in Eukaryota, Metazoa, Chordata, Actinopteri, Scatophagidae. The record is from RefSeq and is a predicted model, not a curated record.